AUGAGAUUCACGGCGUACAUCAUCACCGUAAUUUUUAUACAUACAGCAGCCUCAGAAUAUAAAUUACCACCUAAGAUAAUAGCCCAGCCUCCAGCAGACGUAAUUGGAUUUCACACGAAGAAAGACAAACAAAACGCAACAACACUUCAGAUCGUAUGUGAAGCCGAGGGAGAGCCAAGGCCAGAAUUUAAAUGGAUCAAAAAUGGUGAAGAGUUCAAUUGGCGGGCGUAUAACGGUCGCAUCUCGCAACUGCCGGACCAAGGUACCCUGGAAUUUUCAAAGCCUCAAGAUGAAGACGUUGGCGAGUACCAGUGUUCCGCAAUCAACAAAUGGGGCAAUGCAACCUCGAAAGCAGUUAUGCUACGAAAGAUAAAUGAUCCAAAGCCAUUAAGUAUCCAUCAAGACGUUUCCGAUGUAACUGUGGAUGUGGUCGAGGGUAGCCGUUUGAACCUCAGUUGUCACUCGCCAUACAUUUUCUGGUUUACAGCGGAUCAUUUGAACAAUCUAGACUCCAUCAAUAAGUCGCGCAUAACGUACGACCCCAAGGGUAACCUAUGGUUCAAUAGCAUCAUGAAAAGUGAUGCUAUUGAUGCUUACAACAAUACCGUGAGAUACAUAUGCGUGUGGAAGACGGACAAUGAUAAGACAUUCAAGAUUUACAAGUAUUUCACUUUGAAUGUCACCAUAGAUGCAUCAAGUGCCAGUUUAAAUGAGACCGAGCCGGUCAAGCACUACGUCAGUCCUAAGAAUAUGGUGGCACAACGUGGUAAGACAACCGAGCUAUUUUGCAUUUUCGGUGGUACGCCGUUACCCUCGAUCACAUGGUACAAGGAUGGAAGCAAGUUGCAAUUUAACCGGUCAAUAAUCACGAUGAACUAUGGCAAGUCACUGUUCAUCAAACAAGUGGAUUUCGAGGACAAAGGCACUUACACCUGCAAAGUAUCGAACGGCGUAGGUUUGAAUCAGUCCCACUCCGUAGAGCUAGAGGUCGAAUCCAAGCCCUACUUUACAGAAGAACUCUAUACAGUAAUGGAUAUUAUUGAAGGGGAAAAAAUUGAACUCAAAUGCGUGGCAAGAGGACAGCCUGAGCCUAAAAUCACGUGGAAGUACAUGGAAGAAGACAUAUCUAAAGCACCCCAUAAUCAAAGGAUAAAAGUAACACCCAACUCCAUCAUAAUUGACCAUUCGAAAAUCGGAGACGGUGGUUACUAUUGUUGUAACGCCUCCAAUUCUAUUGGCUACGUUAACAAUUAUUUUAACGUUAACGUUCUGGGCCGUGAGCCAGAACUGAAGAAGAAUGUGAAAACCGUCGAUGGAAAAACGAUAAAACUCCCCUGCUACAAUGUUCCUUGUCUUAAAAUUAGGUGGUUCAAAAAUGACGAGGAACUUAGUAGUGAAAGGUAUAGUAUUUUAAAAACUGGUGAUUUGGAAAUCCAAGAUGUUUUAUUCUCGGACGCGGGUCUAUAUCAAUAUGAGCUGCACAAUCAUUUAGGCAAAAUAAAUGCUAAGAUAUUUUUGAUUGUCAAACAGCACACGAUAAUUAAAAAUGAACCAGAAGAUGUCACAGUCAAAGAGAACGAAACAGCGAUGUUUAGAUGCGACGCCGAGACAGACUCAACCUUAAAGUUGACGAUUGUUUGGCAGAGCAACGAUAAACUCAUAAAUUUUGAGAUUGACUCGCGCUUUGUGCAAGCACUCGAUAAUUCACUAAUUAUCAAUAACACUACGGAAUCUGACUCUGGUAACUACACCUGCAUAGCUCGCACUAGUUUGGAUGAAAUCCACGCUCGGGCGACUCUUAAUGUGCAUAAAAACGAAAAGUACCUCGGAGUAGAGUCUAUUGCACCACCAUUAUUCCAUAGAGCACAAGCAAUAAACGAACUUCCACAACCAACAGCCUAUGAAACCAAUGCAUGGAUGGAAAAGUUUGAAUUAAAAAGAAAAGUUUAUAAGAUAACGACUCCUAGAUCCAAAGCAACUUUUGAGGAAAGCACUACUCCCAAAACACUAGAGGGAAAAAUCGAUAGUUGGCAAAUUGGUUCUGUAUUGGCCUUGCUCAUCCUUUUGCUUAUCAUUAUCAAUGUGAGCAAAAUUAGUCAUGACCACCAUAUUGGCAAAUACAAAGUUGGCAAAAAGAAACCAGUUGUGGAUCGCGACAACAAUCGGUGA
This is a messenger RNA of Copidosoma floridanum, 2169 nucleotides long. Its product is annotated as neuroglian. The record is from RefSeq and is a predicted model, not a curated record. Gene Ontology annotation, biological process: homophilic cell-cell adhesion. NCBI's taxonomy places the organism in Eukaryota, Metazoa, Arthropoda, Insecta, Hymenoptera, Encyrtidae. Gene Ontology annotation, cellular component: plasma membrane.